Messenger RNA from Closterium sp. Naga37s-1, 3159 nucleotides. Lineage: Eukaryota; Viridiplantae; Streptophyta; Zygnematophyceae; Desmidiales; Closteriaceae. The record is from the annotation of a GenBank genome assembly.
AUGUUAUACCCCGAACAGCUAGCAACUCGCAUUUUCGCACCUGAUCUUGAACAAGAGCCAAAGCGCCUAGACCCAUGGCAGACAGUUGGGGGGGAAAUCCUCGCGGCGGAGGCCGCGGGAGAGGCGGAAGAGGUGGAAGUGGCGGAAGAGGCGGAAGUGGCGGGCGAGGCGGACGAGGCGGGCGAGGGUUUAGCGGAUCAUUUGGGGGUUCAAGGGACUCGCAAGGUUCAGGGUAUAAGGGAGGUUGGGGCGGGUCUGGGCGGGGAUCGGAUGGAGGAGGGGGAAGACGAGGGGGAGGCUGGGGAGGCGGGCGCGGAAGAGGGGACGAGAGGGGCGGAAGAGGCGGGGGACGGGGCGAGUGGGGUAGACAGCAGGGCGCAGCUGGCGGAGCGAUUGGGCGCGGAGGGAGCGCCAGCCCCGGCGAUUCGAGAAAGCGCAAGUUUGAAGGCGCAGGCGGAGGUUCCAGCGACGGUGGAGGGGGAGGCGCGCGCGGGCGAGGGUGGGGGAGAGGCGGCGGGCGCGGGAGGGACGGGGGACGAGGCGGGGGACGGGGCGGCGGACAGGGGCGGGGGGGAGGAAGAGGGGAGAGCGCACCUAGCGGACCGAUGGAUAGGAAGCAGAGGAAGUUUUCUCCUCUCCUCCACCGCUCCCCCUCCUACCCUGUCUCCCUCCUUCCUCUCCCUCCCCCCUCCUCCCCGUUCCCCCUCCUACCUUUUGCCCCGCGCACAGGAGUUGGCGGAGGCGCGGAAGAAGCGCCGCCGCCCGCUCUUUGAUCUCGAGAAGGAGUUGACGCUGCUGUGGGAGAAGAGUCGGCAGAGGAACAUCGACAUGGAGAAGAAGCGCAAGCUGGUGACAAUGAUGACAGCGAAGAUGAAGGGGAAGAUGGUGGAGAUGGCGCGCUCACACACCGUGUCACGAGUGCUGCAGAUGUGCGUCAAGCACGGCCGCAAGGAGGAGCGGGAGGCUGUGUUUUCUGAGCUGCGCCCGCACUGCCGUGAGCUGGCCGUGCAUCCCUACGCGCACCACUUGGUCAACCGCAUGAUGGACCAUGCGAGCAAGGAGAAGAAGCACGACAUCGUGGGGCAGCUGAGGGGCCAUGUGGUCGAGAUGAUGCGGCACCCUGUCGCCAGUGCUGUCAUAGAGCAUGCAUAUCAACUCUCCCCACCCCCUCAGCGAUCAGCCCUAGCAUCCGAGUUCUUUGCGCCAGACUUCCGCCUCUUCCCCUCGCUCGCCCUCCCUGGCGCCGGCCGCCUCUCUGACCUGCUGGCCAACCUCCCCUCGGGCACCUCCCGCCAAUCAGUGCUGCAGCACCUGGAAACUUCCCUGCAGCCGAUCCUGGAGAAGGGGAUAGUGGAUCAUUCCCUGUUCCACCGCGUGCUAGCGGACUACCUGGGCGUCAUCUCCAAGAGGGAGGUGGCGGAGGUGAGGCAGCAGCUGAUGGGGGCGCUGCUGCUGCGCAUGGUGCACACGCGGGAUGGGGUCAGGAUCGCCAAUACUAUGGUGGCACAAGCAACUCCAAAGGAGAUGCGGCGGGUGGUGAAGGCGCUCAAGGGGGUGGUGGCGCGGGUGAUGUGUGACGACCACGGCCACCUGCUGCUGCUGCAGCUCUUAGAAUCCGCCUCGUCAGGCCCUAUCAACCGGUUCGUGAUCAAGGAGCUUUUGAAGGACCUGUUCGAGGUCAUGCAGGAGCGCAUUGGCCGCAGGUUCCUGCUGCAGCUGCUGGCCCCCUCCUCGCACCGCUACCUGCCGCCCGAUGCCGCCCAGGCCAUUGUGCUGGGCGGCAGAGUGGUGGAGGAGGUAAAGGAGGAGAAGGAGGAAGAAGGGGAGGAGGGGGAGGAGGAGGGAGGUGAGGAGGGAGAGGAAGGGGAGGAAGAGGAGAUGAUGGUGGAAGGGGAGGAUGGAGAGGAGGAAGGAGAGGAGGGGGAGGAGGAGGGGGAAGAGGAAGGGGAGGGAGUUGAGAUGGAAGAGGAAGAGGAUGAGGAGGAAGGAGAGGGGGAGGAGGGAGAGGGUGAAGAGGGGGAGGAUGAGGGAGAGGAAGGGGAGGAAGGAGAGGAAGGAGAGGAGGGAGAGGAGGGGGAGGAAGGGGAGGAGGGAGAGGAGGAAGGAGAGAAAACGAUCAAGCCCGGGAAGAAGAAGGGGAAGCUGGAUGGCAAGAAGAGAAAGGCGGCAGCAGCAGCAGCUGCUGCGUUGGAUGAUAGUGAUGAUGAUGAUGAGGAGGAGGAUGAAGGGGAGGAGGAGGGCGAGGGAGGGCAGGGGUCCCGGUCCCUUGCGAAGAGGAGGAAGCUUCUGGUGGAUUCGGGGUUGGCAGAGGAGAUGCUAAAGCUGGCAACGGAGCAUGCAGGAGCCAUGCUCACCUCUCAGUUCGCCUCUGAUGUCAUCUACGAGGUAAGAUGCACUGUUACAGUUUCGUAUAGCUUGCCCAAGGAGGGGACGCUUCUCUACUCGCCCUCCACCACCCCUCACUCCUCUCCGCCCUGCACUCUGCCAUCGCCGCCGCUGCCUCUGCUCCCCCACACCUCUGCUAAUACCGCUCCCUUCUUCAUUUCCCCCACCCCCCAUCUUCCCCCCCCAGCUUGCCUGAGGAGGGGACGCAUCUCUGCUCGCCCGCCACCACCUUUCACUCCUUUUGCCCGAGGAGGGGACUCCUCUCUGCUCGUCCAGCACCACCCCUCGCUCCUCUCCGCUCUGCACUCUGCCAUCGCUGCCGAAGCUGCUGCUCCCUGCCUCCCACUAAUACUGCUCCCUCCUUCCCUCCCUCCCUGUCUCGCCUCUCCCAGCUUGCCCGAGAACGCCAAGAGCGAGAAGGGAAAGAAGGGGAAAAAGGGGAAGGGGAAGAGCAAGGAGGGACAGGGUGAGGAGAAGGAGAAGGCAAAGGAGGAAGGGGAGGAAGGGGAGGAGGGGGAGGAGGGGGAGAAAGCAGAGGGGGAGACGGAGGAGCAACAGAGCCAUGUGCUGGAGGACUUCUUUGGGAGUAGAGUGCUCAGGAGACUGGGCGGUGCAGGGAGUGGGGGACAGGACACAGUGGCAGCACUGGCCCAUGCCCCUCACAAGCCAACAAAAGACGCCGCCCUGAAAGAAAUGGCAGCAUUCCUUGAUAAGCCCGAGUUUGCAGCACUGAAACGGCUGGUGGAGAGUCCUCCCACACACCACCACCACUAG